Crotalus tigris (Tiger rattlesnake) is the source of this 4636-nucleotide messenger RNA. RefSeq names its product ATPase copper transporting alpha (gene ATP7A). Gene Ontology annotation, molecular function: transporter activity; copper ion binding; ATP binding. The record is from RefSeq and is a predicted model, not a curated record. Bases 1365 to 4589 code for a protein of 1074 amino acids. Gene Ontology annotation, cellular component: membrane. The transcript has 16 exons. NCBI's taxonomy places the organism in Eukaryota, Metazoa, Chordata, Lepidosauria, Squamata, Viperidae.
CCCAAGUGGCAAAUGGUUGGCCGUAUUUGGAGGGCGUUUUCAAAGUAGUUGGAGAUAAGAAGUCCCCUAUUUCACGGGGAAGGAAGAAAAUACCUCUGGACUUGCUUGAUUAUUGCUUUUCUAAUCCUGCCCUUUGUACUGGGAUCCUUUUGCAGACCAUGCCCUGUUCUUCCCGUUGCGGCAGCUUUUUACCUUCCUUGCAUUUCCUAAAUGCAAACCUUGGCUUGGUUGAAUGUUGCUUCCUUCCUUCCGUCCGUGUUUCUUUUUUUAAGACUACAUGGAUGCAGCAAUAGGUAGAAAAGUGCUUUGAAAUACAUGAAGUAUUAAACAAUUUUUAAAGCAUGCAUUUAAUUUAGGAAGGCAAUCUGCAUUCAUGUGCAAAGGAAGACCAGGAAACAUCUUUUUUCCUUCUUUACACUUGCAUGAAGAGAAACUUUGAAGGCACUUUUUACUUCUUUUUUUCGAUGUAAUAUUGCAUCAUAUUUGAUAAACCAGGCUCUGCAAAAACAGCAUCAGAGGUUAUUAAAGUUUAUUAGAGGAGCAUCUUUUUAAUUUUAUUUGAGCAAAUUUCUAGAUUAUAUUGUCUGUCGCAAAGCAAUUUGGUAGAUAGGCCUUGCCGUUUUUAUUUAAAUAUGGUACCAGUAUAUAAGCAUUAAUGAAAUGUAGUCCUACUAUGGUAAUUAAGUUACAACUGCUUAGCUCAGCUGCUUUUUUCUGUGGGUUUUUUUUGUAUCUUUUUAUUUUAAUUAGAGAAAUCUUUUAACCUGCUCUUACAUUCUCAUCUGCUGUCUCACUUUAUGCUCAUUUCUUGAUGUUCUUUGAAUUCAGUCAUUUUCCUUUUUAUGUUUUUGCUAAAAAGCCAAGCUUGACAUGUUAAGCACUGUUAACUGCUUAACAGAGUCCUUCUCCAGAAAAAUUUAAAAAAUUAUCCAGGAAGAAGAGAAAUUCUCAGGAUGGAUCUGGUUGAAUUUAAUGUGGCUGGGGAAUUCUGGAAAUUGAAGUUGAUCUUAAAGUUGAUAAAGCUGAGAAACACUGAACUACUUGGGUAUCUCCUCCAAUAGCUCCACUCAGUGGACAAAGCAAUUCUUCCUUUGGUUCCACCCUUUCACUUUCUUGGAGGGAUGCUCCUGUGACUUCUUGACAUUGAAUUGAUGUCAAAUCAGUUCAUACUGGGAGAGUGCUGCCUGGCUUUGGCCCUGAGGUUAUGCUGAGGCUGGGAAUCUCAAGGACCCCCUCCCAGAAGCUGCCAAGAGUCUUGAGAUUGCAUCUGCAUAGACCUAUGAGAAAUAAAAGAGCUGCCGUAAACUGGGCAUAGAAGGAGCUGUUAAUCCAGGAGGACACCCAAGGCAGUCACAUUUCAAGAGAUGCCUUCAACAAAGGAGAGUGCAUUCAAGGACAAUGGCCUCGUGCCCUCAGAUACCACCUGCGGCCCACUCUCUGCUUCUUUUCCUCCUAACAAGAAUCCUUACUGGCUGGGCCAAAAGAGGGUUCUGAUCCGUGCCAGUCCAACAGGCAGGCAAAAAGAUAAAAGAAUGGAUCCAUCCUCAGGGGCCAGAUCAAUUGUUGUUCGUGUGGAGGGAAUGACAUGCAGUUCUUGCGUACAGACAAUUGAGCAACAUGUUGGGAAACUAAAUGGAGUUCAUGUCAUUAAAGUUUCUCUGGAUGAUAAGAAUGCCACCAUUAUUUACAACCCCAAAGAGCAAAUCCCAGAGUCGCUCCAGGAAGCCAUUGAAGACGUGGGCUUUGAUGCUGUUCUUGACGAGGCUAACUCACAGUUCGUUCCGCAUGACACCACUUUUCUUACAGUUCCCACCCAGGCAGCUCUAACCUGUGAACAGAUUCGUAUCGACCUCCUAAAGAUCAAAGGCAUCCUGGAUGUGAAAAUCUCUUCUGACAAAACAACUCUAGUUGUAACAUUUAUUUCUUCUAUUCUAAAUAGCAAGCAGAUUAAUCAAAUAGUACCAGGAUUAAUUUUGGAUAAUGUAAUACAAGAUAAGAGUCAAGGAACGUGUGAAGAUGUAAAUUUAAACCAAAUAAGUGAUGUGGUGCUAAGAAUGAAAAUAGAGGGAAUGACCUGCCAUUCCUGUACUAGCACCAUUGAAGGAAAAAUUGGCAAAUUGCAAGGGGUCAAGCGAAUUAAAGUUUCUCUGGAUAAUCGGGAAGCCACAGUCACCUAUCAGCCUCACAUCAUUACAUCCGAAGAAAUAAAGAAGCAAAUAGAAGCGGCAGGGUUCAUCGCCUCCAUAAAGAAAAUGGCUAAACCCCUCCCCUUCGGUUCUAUUGACAUAGAGCGGCUCAAGAAUAGCCGGAGCAAAGGCUCGGAAGGGACACCACAGGACAAUUCAGAAGACAAGCUGAAUGUGAAGACCGUCACCUUCCGGGUGGACGGCAUGCAUUGUAAUUCGUGUGUGUUCAAUAUUCAGAGUAGCCUAUUGGCACUUCCUUCGGUGACCAGCAUCACGGUGUCUUUGCAAGAGAAGUCGGCCACUGUCCAGUAUAACCCCAGCCUCAUCAGUGUCGGUGCGCUCAGAAGAGCAAUUGAAGUUGUCUCCCCGGGAACCUUCAAGGUCUGUGUUUUGGACGCACACGAAAAUGGCGAGUGUCUGAACAACUCCAAAUCUCCCUUGAAGCCUUCUUUUCCAGGAGCUCUUCACAGCAUCGGGCCUCGUCCCCUGACGCUGGUGACCAUCAUCCGUAUAGAAGGAAUGACUUGCAAUUCGUGCGUGCAGUCAAUUGAGGGACUCAUUUCACAAAAACCUGGUGUGAAGUCAGUCUGUGUGUCGUUGCGGGAUCAUAAUGGGACAAUUGAAUAUGACCCAACACUGACUUCUCCAGCCGAUUUAAAAAACUCCAUUGAAGACAUGGGCUUUGAUGCUUCCCUAGCUGUACCGCCGAGCCCAGAGCCCGUGGUGCUGAUCACUGAGCCUUCCCAGGAGAGGCUGGCUAAAACUCAAGAAAGCAAAGCGCCCAAAACAGUCGCCCAUCCCAGCCUGUGGCCAGUUCCCAACAGACCGGGCCCGAAGGCACCGUCAAAAUGCUACAUUCAGAUCACUGGCAUGACCUGCGCUUCCUGCGUGGCAAACAUUGAGAGGAAUCUGAAGAGAGAAGAUGGAAUAUGCUCUGUGCUCGUUGCCCUGAUGGCCGGGAAGGCUGAAGUGAGAUACGACCCUUCCGUCAUCCAGCCCCCGACUGUAGCAGAGAGGAUUAGAGAACUGGGGUUUGGUGCUCUGGUGCUGGAGGAUUAUGAUGAAGGCGAUGGCAUCUUGGAGCUGGUUGUAAGAGGGAUGACUUGUGCCUCGUGUGUCCAUAAAAUAGAAUCCACCCUUAUGAAAACGAAAGGGGUUCUGUACAGCUCGGUGGCUCUUGCAACCAACAAAGCACACGUCAAGUAUGAUCCGGAGAUGGUUGGCCCUCGAGAUAUUAUACAGAUUAUUCAGAAUCUAGGAUUUAAUGCUACAUUGGUAAAGAAAGACCGAUCUGCUAGCCACUUAGACCACAAGCAGGAAAUUAGACAGUGGAAACGGUCCUUUCUUGUAAGCCUCAUUUUCUGCAUCCCUGUAAUGGGGCUCAUGAUUUACAUGAUGGUGAUGGACAGCCGCAUGUCGGCCAUGUACCAGGCUUCUAACCUGACUCAAGAAGAAAUAGAAGCUCAUCACCCAUCAAUGUUUCUGGAGCAGCAAAUUCUUCCCGGGGUGUCAGUUAUGAAUUUGCUCUCCUUUUUAUUGUGUGUUCCUGUUCAGUUCUUUGGAGGCUGGUACUUCUACAUUCAAGCCUACAAAGCACUGAAGCACAAAACAGCCAAUAUGGACGUGCUGAUUGUUCUAGCCACGACCAUCGCCUUCGUCUACUCCUGUGCCGUUCUUCUGGUUGCAAUGGCUGAGCGGGCAACGGCCAAUCCAGUGACUUUCUUUGACACCCCUCCCAUGCUCUUUGUGUUCAUUGCGCUGGGGCGCUGGCUGGAGCACGUGGCUAAGGGUAAAACAUCAGAGGCCCUUGCGAAGCUAAUUUCACUACAAGCAACAGAAGCAACUAUUGUUACUUUAGGUCCAGAUAAUAUCCUCAUGAGUGAGGAGCAAGUUGAUGUUGAACUAGUUCAGCGGGGUGACAUUGUGAAGGUGGUCCCAGGUGGCAAGUUUCCCGUGGAUGGCCGAGUGAUUGAAGGACACUCUAUGGUAGACGAAUCGCUCAUCACAGGUGAAGCAAUGCCUGUGACCAAAAAACCCGGCAGUUCAGUCAUAGCAGGUUCAAUUAAUCAAAAUGGAUCCCUGUUGAUCUCUGCAACCCAUGUUGGGUCUGACACUACCCUCUGCCAGAUUGUAAAGCUUGUGGAAGAAGCUCAGACAUCAAAGGCACCAAUUCAGCAGUUUGCUGACAAACUGAGUGGCUAUUUUGUUCCUUUCAUUGUUGGUGUUUCUGUCAUCACACUUCUUGCUUGGAUUGUGAUUGGCUUUGUCAAUUUUCAAGUUGUGGAAACCUAUUUUCCUGUAAGUCUCUUUCCUUUGGUUUUUAAUUUUUGUGAAGAAAUGACCUGCACAAAGUUCCUUCUUAGGCCCAGGACUCUUACAAUGUUAUGGGUUUCUUCUGAAUAGUAAACAACCACUUUUUGCUGAUUUAGACAACACACUUCCUAAAAUGU